ACUUAUCAUAACUCUAGUGAAGAGCCAAAUGAAGCGCUACUUUUAAUACUCUUUGUCCUUCCGGGUCAAUUUGAUAUUUGGAAGUUCGGCGCGAUCGCGUCGGUGUUUUCGCAUAUAUCUUACCAGCAAAAACAAUAAAUAAACAAAACAACAGACGGCGAGGAGCAGUAACAAUGUCUGCACAGCCAUCAGGCAGUGGUAGUCUGCAAGGAGGUCUUCAAGGUCCAGAGGAAUUCACAGUCAAAAUACAGAAGAAUCCCCAAAAGAAAUACAAUGUGAUGAGAUUUGCUGCCAACAGUGCUGUGGACAUGUCUGCAUGGAAGGAGGCCAACAUGGAGAGAGAAACCAGUACCAUGGACAUAUACAAAGACGAGUCGAUGCCGGAAUACGGCGAGGGUAGUGAGUACGGGCGGAAAUGGCGUGAGGAGGCGCGACAGAAGAAAUACGGCAUCAACAAGACAAAACUCAAGCUGGAAGACCAGCCGUGGUUACUUAAAGUAGGAGGAAAAGGUGGCAAAAGAUUUGUAGGGAGAAAGGAGGGAGGAAUCAACGAGGCCUCGUCGUACUUCGUCUUCAGACAGACGGGAAACAAGACGUUCGAGGCCUGCCCUGUGGAGUCCUGGUACAACUUCACACCCCAGAUCAAGUACAGAUACCUGAAUGAGGAAGAAGCUGAGGCCGAAUUUGAGAAGAGACAUAAAGUUCUGAACUAUUUCAACAUCAUGAUGAAGAAAAGACUGGAGAAUAAGGAUGAGGCAGAAACGGAGGGAGAAACAGAGAAGAACGUAUCGGCCAGAGAUGACUUGAGGGUGCGAGAAGGGGAUGAUUCUGACUCUGACUUAGGUGGCUUCUCUGAUGACUCAGAUAAUGAGGCAGAGGGGAAGAAAGAAAAGGCAAAAACUGCCAAGAAAAAGAAGGAUACCAAAGUCCAGAAGAAAAAGAAGAAGAAACAAAAAGGUUCUGAUGAUGAGGCACUAGAAGACAGUGAUGAGGGAGACUAUGAUGGCAGAGAAGUGGACUACAUGUCAGAUGAAGAUGAAAGUGCUUCAGAAGAAGAAGUAGACAAGUCCAAAGCUGAUGGUACAGACCUGAAGGGUGUGGAUCAGGAGAUGGAGAUGUCCUCUAGUGAGGAGGAGGAGGAGGGGGAGGGGGAGAAGGAAGGGGAGGCUGCUGAGGGGGAGAAAACAGCAGAAGACAAACCUGACAAAAAAGAAGAGAGUGACAGCAGCUCGUCAGAAGACAGUGAUGUUGACCUUGAAUCCUCUGCACUCUUCAUGCAGGACAAGAAAGAAGGGAAACUGCAUGGAAAAGGCGGCAAGGGGCGAAGUAAAAAGGGGAAGACUGCUUUUGGGAAGGCCAGUUCUAAAGGUAACUCCAAGUCCGGCAGUAGCAGCAGUAGUAGAGCCAGUACACCUGCGCCGGACGGAGGCAUCGGGUCAACGCUAGCCGCAGCCGCCAAGAAGUUAGAACAACAGAAAGGUACCAAGCGAGCAGGUGAGGGAGACAGUCCGCUGCCUAAGAAGGCUCGCCACAGUCGCAGCCAUGAUGGGUCAGGGUCCGGCACACCAACAAGUGAGCUUGGUCUAACAGAGGAGUCGGUGAGAAGAUAUCUUAUGAGGAAACCCAUGACAGCUAAGGACCUUCUUAAGAAGUUCCCCACGGGUAAGACGGGGUUGAACCGUGACCAAACCGUGGCAAAGGUCACCGAGAUACUCAAGAAACUCAACCCGGAGAAGAAAACGAUAAACGGAAAGAUCCAUCUUUGGCUGAAGUCCUGAACUGUUUUAUUUUUGUAGCCGUGUUAAGUAGAUGUUUAUUACUCAAAGUGGAACCUUCAUGUUAUUGUAUAAUUUGGACAUAGACACGUCAUAUAUUUACAGUCUGCUUGAUCAGGUGCUAGAAAUUCUUGCUGUUUUGGGCCUCGUAAUGGUCCCUUUACUGCAGAGGAUUUGGACUUAGACCUCUGAAUGGCAGAAUAUUAUUUCCACAAGAUGUACUACCAAUGAAACGCUUGCAUGGGAGUAACUUAUAAUACAUGUACUGAAACUUGCGCAAAAUGAAAAAAGAACAAUUUUGAUCAGGCCCACAAUAUGAUGAAAAGUCAUAGCAACCAAAAGCUUAUUGACAAGCUCUUUAAUAUCAGUUAUUAAUGUUAGCAAUAUUAGAAGGGUCUGAAUCCCCCAGGUUUACAAGUAUUUACCAUGAAGUGUCCAUAGAACUGAUCAAUUGAAGGAUUGCUUGAAACACAAUAUAUGAAUAAUCAGGCAUUAUGAUAUUUACUUAGAUGUACAGUUGAUAUGUUAUUUCUUUCUCUUCGUGCCACAUCUACAGCAAAAAAGUUAGAAGUUUUGUUUUCUUGAAGUUAAGCUAUUACUAGUAUUACGUACAGGAACACAGAUGUGUACUAUUGUAUGAACGUUAUUAAACUUUAAAACUUUUUGUCA
Molecule: messenger RNA, 2444 nt
Organism: Branchiostoma floridae (Florida lancelet)
Lineage: Eukaryota; Metazoa; Chordata; Leptocardii; Amphioxiformes; Branchiostomatidae
Product: general transcription factor IIF subunit 1-like
Exons: 14
Coding region: 174-1778 (534 amino acids)
Biological process (GO): positive regulation of transcription elongation by RNA polymerase II; transcription initiation at RNA polymerase II promoter
Cellular component (GO): transcription factor TFIIF complex; nucleus
Molecular function (GO): DNA binding; RNA polymerase II general transcription initiation factor activity; TFIIF-class transcription factor complex binding
Source: RefSeq, a predicted model, not a curated record